Angiostrongylus costaricensis is the source of this 921-nucleotide messenger RNA. The record is from the annotation of a GenBank genome assembly. NCBI's taxonomy places the organism in Eukaryota, Metazoa, Nematoda, Chromadorea, Rhabditida, Metastrongylidae.
AUGAAACUGGUGCUAGUGUUUGUGCUAUUUGCUCUCUCUAUUAACGUGGAAAGCAAUCCACUGUCGAGCAAUGAACGAAGAAGCAGUGGAAAAACUUUUGAUGAAAAAUUAGAAGAAGGAUAUCAGCUCAAAUGCCAACCGAAUGCUAACGUCACAAGGCGGCUUACCGAGCAUUUGGGUAACAUGGAGGGGAAAAUAAUGAAGAGACUUACUCUCAGUUCUGAAAAAAAUACUGAACAAGUGCUUACGACAAAGGACUAUGUCGAAGUUGAGAACGAUGGUCGCAUUCAUCAAAUGGGUGAUGCAAACGAGGAAAUUAAUGAAGAUAGCAAAGUCAGUGCAUCGCUAUUUCAAGGAGACAUACUUCUCACCAAAGAACAAGCCAAGGUGAUUUUGGAAGAUACCAAAUACGUCGAAGCUGAACGCACGAAGCGGCAAGCCUACACUGAGGAUAAGAUUGGUGUUUUCAACGGCGUUGGAUGUUUCUCGAGUCUUGGUAGAAUUGGAGGAGAACAGAGACUCUCAUUUCAGGAACUAAGAUGCGAAUCGCCUAAAGGAUGUGGUCGAAUACUGAAUGCAACGGUUACCUUCCAAACGCUAACUGAUACCUUGGGCGAGAAGGAUGUUUAUUUUCCCAAGGAGGACUUUGAGUUUUGCAACUACUGGAUUAUGGCACCAGCUGGUUCAAGAAUUGAGGUAGUGCUUGAAAGUUUCGAGAAGGGCUUAGCCACUGAUGGGUGCGUAUUUGCGGGCGUAGAGAUCAAAACAGGAAGUGAUAAGCGUCACACUGGAUACAGAUUCUGCUCUCUAAAGUUUGCCAAGAGAUCUUUGAUUUCGAAGCACAACGUCGUCCCCGUUAUAACAUACACCAGAACUGGUGAAGUCACCACAGUUUUGCAUUAUCGAAUCAGUAGUGUCUAA